Molecule: messenger RNA, 5648 nt
Organism: Sorghum bicolor (sorghum)
Lineage: Eukaryota; Viridiplantae; Streptophyta; Magnoliopsida; Poales; Poaceae
Product: putative disease resistance protein RGA1
Exons: 4
Coding region: 1123-5106 (1327 amino acids)
Biological process (GO): defense response to other organism
Molecular function (GO): protein binding; ADP binding
Source: RefSeq, a predicted model, not a curated record
UCUAUGCGCACUACAAAUUGUAGUCUAGCGGGUUGCAUUGGCAGCAAGAGCGAGUAUGUGUGUCUUUAGAUGCCAUCGCGAAAUGUGAAAAAAUUUGCAAAAUAUUUUGGAAAUUAAACAAGCCCAUGCCAUCGCGAGAGGCACGCCCACGCUCCUGUGUCUUGUCUAGGUCACAGUGGGCCUGAGCCUCCGUAGUUCCGUGCUCCUCCAGUGUCCUUGCUCACCCGCGCCACGCCCAGAGGGGGGUCUUAUCUAGGGCCUCGAUUCGACUCGGGAAAAGCACAUGGAGAUAGAGUGGCUAAUAAGGAUAACUAAAACAGGUGUGAUCAUGCAUAAUCAGAAGCUAACUAAAAUUGCAACAAGUGUUUUUUUUAUACUUCCAAUCUGUAAUAUUUGUAGAUCGAGCUCAUCAUCUUGAAGUGGCAACAGGUGUUCAUAUUCUAUCCAUGAGGCACCAAUGUUAAUUUCAUCUAGUUCAAACAGAAAUAGCGCUCUGAUUUAGAUGCAAACUGAAAGCACAUCCUACAUCUAUCCAGCGUCCUACUAGCACUUGUAUCGCGAACUAGUAAAAUUACAAACUGAAAGCACUUGUAUGAUACGUAUCUCAGUACAAAAUCCACCCAAGCAGGAGAUGAAGAACAAUGCUGCAAAAGUGAUAAUGAGGGUUCAGGCUCCUCUAAUAUUUCAGCUUGAAUUGACCCAUUAAUUUGCGAAAGUAUAUAGCAUAGGUUUAAGUGCAAAAUAGGCCCAAUGGGCUAUGUCCACUGUCCACCACACGGCCCGCGACCUCGUCCGCGACUCCUCGAGUCUUUCUCCUGCACUGGCGUCUGGACUCUGUCUCCCACCUCAGAUCCGGCCGCUCGCCGCCGGUGAAGGCAAGACUCGAAGUUCUCCGUUGGGCACGGCGCCGUCCUCUGCUGGCUUUACCUCCCAGCCAACGAGGCCCCAGCUGUGAGAAAGGGACGACAGGUAAGGGCUGUUCAGCAAGAUACUGUAGCGAGUAAAAAAGAACUGCACCUCCGGUUAGACGAACGUGCCCCGCACCUUCUUGUUUUCUUUAGUGAUGGAUGCUUCUCACCUACUGACACUUGAAUUUUUCGUAUUUUUCAUUGCUCUAAUUCCAUGACAACGACAGGAAGGACCCAAAUCGUCGUUGCUAUACUUUUCGUGUUUCAUUGGCGGCUAUCCUCACUUAGUACCACGACAAUGAAAGGAAGGGCAAUAAGAUUCCAUCCAUAUCCGCUUUGCCCAAUUCCACUCAUUCGUUCAUCCACAUCCACUUUGGCCACUUCCCCUGCUACAGUGCGCUUCUUUCUGAGGAACGCGUUCCUGAGAGCUGCAAGUGCAGCAAUGGCUGAAUUGGUAACCAGUAUGGUUAUCGGGCCGCUGGUCUCCAUGGUGAAGGACAAGGUGUCCAGCUACCUUCUUGAUGAGUACAAGGUGAUGGAAGGUAUGGAGGAGCAGCGCGAGAUCUUGGAGCGCCAGCUGCCAGCCAUACUACAAAUCAUCGAUGAUGCAGAGGAGAAGGGUGCACAGCCAGGAGUAGGUGCCUGGCUCAAAGCACUCAAGAAGGCAUCCUAUGAAGCAAACGAUGUCUUCGAUGAGUUCAAGUACGAGGCACUUGCUCGAGAAGCCAGGAAGAGGGGGCACCGCAAUACGCAUGGCAUGGAUGUUGUAAGCCUCCUCCCUGCUUGUAAUUCCAUUAUGUUCCGCCGCAGGAUGGGCAAGAAGUUGCAGAAGAUUGUGCAAGACAUAGAGGUCCUGGUAACGAAGAUGAAUGACUUCGGUUUCAGCCACAGGCCACAAAAAAUAUCAGAGAUGCCAUUGCGGCAAAUGGAUCACGUCAUGAUUGACUCCGAAAAAGAUAUUGUUAGCAGAUCCAGAACUCAAGAGAAGAAGAAGAUUAUGAAGAUAUUACUUGACCAUGCUAACAAUGAUGAUCUUCUUGUUCUUCCUAUUGUUGGAUUGGGUGGACUAGGCAAGACCACCUUUGUGCAGCUAGUUUACAGUGACCCUGAAAUAGAGAAGCAUUUUCAAUUCUUGAAGUGGUAUUGUGUGUCAGAUGAUUUUGACGUGGGUAAUAUUGCAAGAAGCAUCUGCAAUAGCACAAAAAAAGAUAGUGAAAAGGUACUGCAAGAUCUCCAGAAAGAACUAAGCGGAAAGCGGUGCCUCCUCGUUUUGGAUGAUAUAUGGAAUCAGGAUGUCAACAAGUGGGAAAAGCUGAAAACCUGCCUUCAGCAUGCUGGCACAGGUAGUGCAAUACUGACCACUACACGUGAUGCGAAAAUAGCUCAAAUUAUGUCUGGAAAGUCUGGAAAGAUCCAUAAUUUGGAAAAUCUAGAUGACGUACAUCUAAAGGAAAUACUUGAGAGAAGAGCAUUCAUUCUGCAGAAGCCAGAAUUUGCUAGGCUGGACGACAUUGUUAAUGAAAUCGUUAAGAGAUGUGCUGGCUCUCCUUUAGCUGCCAAAGCCAUAGGUUCCAUGCUGAGGACCAAGACUAGCAAAGAGGAAUGGAUGGUUGUAUCAAAGAAAAGCAGCAUUUGCAAUGAGGAGACUGGAAUUCUACCCAUACUCAAGCUCAGCUUUGACAACUUACCAUUUCACAUGAAGCAGUGCUUUGCAUUUUGUGCUGUGUUCCCAAAAGAUUAUGAGAUUAAUGUGGACAAUUUGAUCCAGCUGUGGAUGGCUAAUGACUAUGUACCGGUUGAGGAGGAUGUCCCUCUUGAAACAACCGGAAGACAUAUUUUCAACGAGCUAGCUUGGAGGUCAUUUUUUCAGGAUGCGUUGGAGGAUCAAAACUGGAGUCAUUUUCGUAGUAUUAAGACGUGCAAGAUACAUGAUCUUAUGCAUGACAUUGCCCUAUCUGUUUUAGGUGAAGAAUGUGCAACAAUCACCAAUAGGUUCGAUCAGAAGAAGUUAUUAUCAAAGCACUGUCGGCACUUGUUCUCGUCGUAUGAUGAGACCGCUGCUCAUCUGAUUGCUUUUCUGAAGAAACAAGCUCCAACUCUCCAGACAUUAUUGUUGCCUCUAUAUGCAGACUGGACGUCACAUAUGCCAAAGUACAAUUCUCUGCGAGCAAUAAGAUAUCCUAGGAGGUCAGAAUUUAAAAUCAGAUCAAGGAAGUUGCAACACCUAAGGUACCUUGAUCUCUCAGGAAAUUGGCGGAUCAAACAACUUCCUGAAGAAAUAAGCAUCAUGUAUAAUCUACAGACCCUGAAUGUUUCCGGCUGUAAGAAGCUUUGUCGACUUCCAAGGGAUAUGAAGUAUAUGGCAAGCCUCCGGCACCUAUAUACUGAGGGAUGCACAUCAUUGAAGUGCAUGCCUUCAAACCUUGGAGAACUCACUUCUCUGUGUAUUCUCACAUAUUUCGUGGCUGGUGCUAGUUCUGGCUGCAGUACUAUUGGAGAAUUGCAAAACCUGGACCUUGGUGACAAACUGAUGCUAAGCUAUCUGGAAAAUGUAACAGAGGCACAAGCAAGAGCUGCUACUCUUGGAAAUAAAGAGAAACUCAGGCAUUUAUCUCUUGAAUGGAGUAGUGAAUGCCACGAGGAACCAGUAUCAGAUUGUCAUAAGAAGGUAUUAGAUGCCCUUAAACCUCAUGAAGGGUUGGAGACACUAAGGAUACAGGGUUACAAAAGCACUUCUUUACCAACAUGGAUGAAAGAUCUUAGUUUCCUGCAGAAGCAUUUGACGGAGCUCCGUCUAGUUGGCUUUACAGUGUGUGAGGAAUUUCCUCAAUUUAGCCAUUUUGAAGCUCUUCAGAUUCUUCGUUUAGAAGGACUGGAGAAAUUAGAAAGCCUUUGUAGCAACGAGGCAUCCUUGACAUUUCCAAAACUUAAAAAACUAAAGUUACUUAGUCUGAAGAACAUGGAAAGAUGGGUGGCAGCUGAAGGGAGAGAGGGAGAAGUGGCGUUUCCUCAGCUUCAAAAACUUGUUAUUCAGGACUGUCCAAAGCUGGUUACUCUACCUGAAACCCCAAAUCUCAAGGAUGUAGUUCUUGAUGAAGGCAAAGCACAGCUAUUGCUGCUAAUAGCUAGAUGUGGAUACAUGUCUUUGCUGUCAACACUAGAACUGCAUGUUCGUGAUAAAGAAGCAGCACUUGAGCUAGACAGUGAGAACGUGGAGUCACAUCUAUUAGAAUUGACGUUAAAUGGGUGCGACUUUUUCUUCCUCCCAAGUCCAAGGCAGCCUACAUUUAUGAUCUGGAGAUGGUUCGGAAAACUUGUUUCUUUGGAUAUUACUGGAUGUGAUGCGCUCAUCUACUGGCCUGAGGUUGUAUUCCAAAGCUUGGUAUCCUUGAAACGUUUAUACGUUUCUAAGUGCCAUAAUCUAGUGGGGCCCACACAGGUAAAAUGUGAGCCAGCACCAACAACCAGUCAGGUCCUGCCACGCCUAAACGCUUUAUCUGUAAAAGAUUGCCAAAACCUGACAGAGCUCUUUGUUCUUCCCCCGUCUAUCACUAGCCUCCAAAUUUGGUCUUGUGAGAAAUUGGAGUUCACAUGGGAGGAUACAAAAUCGAAGAGUGUACGUGUGGAGCAGCUUGGCACGAGUACGUCGAUGGAAAACUGUGCAUCCACCAGUGUGCCAAAGCAACCGGCAACGCCAGCACAAACAAACCAUCCUCUGCCUUGCCUGGAAUAUAUAUUCAUAGUUGACCUGGAUAGCCUGGUAACACUCCCAAAUCUACCACCGGCCCUCAAGGCGUUAAGUAUCUUAUCAUGUGAGAAGCUUUGUUUUGUGUCAGGGCAGCUGGAUGUGCUUGAGCAUUUGGACAUUUCUGGCUGCAAUAAGUUGCAGUCACUGAAUUCCCUGGGAAACCUGCCAUCAUUACAAAGCCUCACUCUUGACGGGUGUAAAAGUUUGAUCUCCGUACCAGGUGCUGUUGGAAGUUAUUCAGCUCUGCAGAGACUUACCAUCAAAUAUUGCCCAGCCAUAGAUACGAAAUCCCUUUACAAACAACACAAGCAGCGCCUUGACAACCUUGAAGAAAGGGACUUGUCACAUGCUCAUUCAAGCGAUCCCCUUAAAGAAACUAGUUUACAUUCAGGGCCUAAACUGAUGAACCCAAGAACCUGGAAGUAUGCUAUUCCUCAACGUUGGCGUUAAUGGUACUGGAGUCCCAAAUACAUAUUGUACAUGUUACAAAAGGAAUGAUCCCAGGUGCCAUCAAUGAAAUCAUUGUCUGUUACUUAUUGAUGCAAGAUUCCAGGAAUGAGCAUGGCGUUUUAGACCUUUUAGAUGCAAGAUCCGACAAAUUGAAGCUACUUGGAAACCCUUAGCUGUCGAGAAGCAUACCCCAAGUUUCACAGUCGUUGAAGGUUAAUCUGAUCGCACACACACGCACGUUUAUAAGCACGUAGACAUAUGCUCAUUUUCUGCUCUUUUCAUGCCUUUUUAUGCUCACGUAGACAUUAUGGCGAGCAGAAUGCGCACGAGGUUGUGGACUCAUACUAUACUUUGUAUUAGUGCUCAUUGUUUCAUUAGUUAAGACUUAUUAAGGGUACACAUUGUUGCAUUGUUGUAAGGAUAUCUGGUUGUAACUUUGUUGUGAGUUAUGAUUUCAAAGCUUGUGCGGCUAUUGCCUAUUGGCAUGAAACCUGUCUUGUGAAAGAAACUGAAAGCAUAAGGCACAUUGCCGUGACCCUGUA